Ixodes scapularis (black-legged tick) is the source of this 1074-nucleotide messenger RNA. RefSeq lists its product as uncharacterized. The coding region runs from base 1 to 1074 and encodes 357 amino acids. NCBI's taxonomy places the organism in Eukaryota, Metazoa, Arthropoda, Arachnida, Ixodida, Ixodidae. Gene Ontology annotation, biological process: membrane protein ectodomain proteolysis. The transcript is spliced from 11 exons. The record is from RefSeq and is a predicted model, not a curated record. Gene Ontology annotation, molecular function: metalloendopeptidase activity.
AUGCUUUUGGUUGACUUCUUCGUUUUUCUAGAGGCGGCUCUUCUGAUGUUUUCAUGUGUCAAUUGCUUUGAAGGAGGUGGUUCAUUUGAUAAAGAAGAGUGGAUACGAAAACGCUGUGAACGGAUUGGCACCGUUCACGUUGAAAUAUACAUAGUUGUGGAUGCCGCGUACGAGAAAACACUUCAAGAGAAUGGUUAUAGCUGCCAACAGUAUCUCGAAGUUUUCGUUAACAAUGUUGAGACUUACUUCUGGACAUUCAAGUGCCCUGACCUUGUGCUUACGCUUGUUGGAGUAAAGGCUUUAACUAGUGAAGAGGAAAAACAAUUCAAGAAAUAUAAAACAUUUAAAAAUGAAACGACUCCAAAAUUAGACCCGGCUUUCACUCUCAGUAUGUUUAACCGCUGGGUAAAUAAUGACACAACAUUUCAAGAGGCUGAUGUUGUCUACCUAUUGACAAGUGAAGAAAUUCGAGACUACAUAGUGGCCUACAAACUGGAAAUGAAAGCUGCAUCUUAUUCUUCGGGACCAUGCGGUAAUCGACGAACAGCGCUGUCUAAAGACGAUGGGAAGACAUUUUCUGGCGUUCCUGCUAUGGUACAGCAAAUCGCCCGACUGCUUGGCAUAAAAUGGGACGACUCGAGGUCAACCGAAAAGCCGUGUAAAGUUACCGACGGUUACAUCAUGAGUAAAAAUGGCGAGCCUACUGAAUCAGCGAAUUUCUCCUCCUGCUCUUACGCUACAUGGGACUUCAACUACUUUUUGCCAUUUAAUUCUAAGGAAUGCUUCAAUCGCACUGCUAAAGCUAUGGAUAGUGAAAACGACGAACUUCCGGCGAAUUUCUACAAUGGUUCUGACUACUGCCAAGUGUUAUCUGAACGGAAUAACGUCACAACAUGCGAGUUACCGACGGCCGUUGAGAACGGUACGGCAGACACACCAUGCCAUAUGCGGUGUUGCUUUGGGAACUCAAGUGUUACCGUAAACUCGCCUGAUGGUACGAGAUGUGACCAGGAAAAGGUGUGCCUUCAAGGAAUAUGUGUUAUGGAGAGAAAAAGGAACAUUACUAGUUCGUAA